This is a messenger RNA of Larimichthys crocea (large yellow croaker), 4414 nucleotides long. RefSeq names its product serine/threonine-protein kinase D3. Gene Ontology annotation, cellular component: cytosol. Gene Ontology annotation, biological process: protein phosphorylation; phospholipase C-activating G protein-coupled receptor signaling pathway; intracellular signal transduction. The record is from RefSeq and is a predicted model, not a curated record. Bases 537 to 3233 code for a protein of 898 amino acids. The transcript has 19 exons. Gene Ontology annotation, molecular function: protein serine/threonine kinase activity; ATP binding. NCBI's taxonomy places the organism in Eukaryota, Metazoa, Chordata, Actinopteri, Sciaenidae.
UUUGUUUCUGCGUGCUCGUCUCGGUGUUAAUCAGAUCCGCAUGAAGCUCGAGCUGCUCGGUUCAACUUUGUUCCCGCUUCACUUCUUCUCCCUCCAACACACCGAGGAACCGAGCACACGGCAGCCGACCGACGGGGGACUGAGCUCGGGCAAAUUCAGCCCGUGGAGCCGGUCCGAGCUGCCGCCGCUGGAGGAAGUUUAACGGGGAGUUUUCUGCUGGUUUGUCCGCCGAUGGAAGCGGAAAAGCCGCCCUGCUCUCAGAGCAGAUGCAGUCGGUGAACUCGUCGCAGAUCCAGCCGGACGCCUGAGGACUGAACCUGAGCAGGUGUUCGUGGUGUUUCUACCUCAGAGAUGCUCGGCGUUGAUAGGAAACGUUUCUCGCUUGGUGAUAAACGUGAGUCGAGACAAACGAGUGGACCCGAAUCGCUCUGCUGACAUCGAACCGGAGCAGUCGACUCUCCUUCUUUUUGUUUUUUUGGAUGUCGUUCACCCACGACGCCUUUCUCCCGCCCGGACGACGUCACAGAUAACAGCCAAUGUCGGCCGACAACAGCCCGCCGCCUCAGCUGCCACCGCCGCCUCCGCCGGCGUCCCCGCGGUCUUUCUCCACCCUCCCUCAUCAUGCAGCACCUCCCACCCCAUCGCCAUCCCCGAGCCCGCCUGCUACACUCUGCAGCCGGCUGUCCAACGGCAGCCAGACGAUCUCCAGCCGCACGAACUCGCGAGGCUCCAUCCACGGAGUGUCCUUCCUGCUGCAGAUCGGACUCACCAGGGAGACCGUCACCCUCGACCACGGAGACCACUCGCUGUCGGCCGUCAGGGAGCUCGUCUGCUCCAUCGUGGACCAGAAGUUUCCUGAAUGUGGAUUUUUUGGGAUGUACGAUAAGAUCCUGCUCUUUCGCCAUGACCUGAACUCGGACAACAUCCUGCAGCGUCUGACCUCAGCGGAGGAGAUCCACGAAGGCGACCUGGUCGAGGUGGUGCUGUCCGCUCUCGCCACAGCCGAGGACUUCCAGAUCCGACCGCACACCCUGUACGUCCACUCCUACAAGGCGCCGGCGUUCUGCGAUGACUGCGGGGAGAUGCUGUGGGGGCUCGUCAGGCAGGGCCUCAAAUGUGAAGGAUGUGGACUGAACUACCACAAACGUUGUGCGUUCAAGAUUCCCAACAACUGCACCGGCGUCAGGAAGAGACGGCUGUCCAACGUCUCGCUGCCGGGCGCCACCUUGUCCAUCGCUCGCCCGCCUUCCACCGAGUUUACGCCGACGCCGCAGGAGGAGCGCCCCCUCCUGGGCGCCGGGAAGCGCAACUCCCUCCUGAGCGGCCGUCCCAUCUGGAUGGAGAAGAUGGUCCUGGGUCGGGUCAAAGUCCCUCACACCUUCUCCGUCCACACCUACACCCGUCCCACCAUCUGCCAGUACUGCAAGCGUCUGCUGAAGGGCCUCUUCCGUCAGGGGAUGCAGUGCAAAGAUUGUAAGUUUAACUGCCAUAAGAGAUGUGCGGCCAAAGUACCUCGAGACUGCCUCGGUGAGGUCGACUUUAACGGAGAACCAGCCAGUCCCAGCCUGGACUCGGAGGCGACGAUGGAGGUCGACAACUGUGACAUCAACAGCGACGGCGGUCACAGCAUGGACGAGCAGGACGAGCUGUCCACGCCCGAGGACAAACUCUUCUACAUCGAGGGUCCCUGCACGGACGCCGACAAGGACGACGAGACGCUCAGAGCCAUCAGCCCGUGCACCAGCAGUAACAUCCCCCUGAUGCGAGUGGUUCAGUCCAUCAAACACACCAAGAGGAAAAGCUUCACGGUGGUCAAAGAGGGCUGGAUGGUCCACUACACCAACCGGGACAACCUGAGGAAGAGGCAUUACUGGAGGCUGGACAGCAAAAGUCUGACUCUGUUCCAGAAUGAAAGUGGAGCCAAGUUUUACAAGGAGAUCCCCCUGUCCGAGAUCCUCCAGGUGGAGCCGGCGCAGGACUUCGGCAGCCUCCCCCAGGGCAGCAACCCUCACUGCUUCGAGGUGAUCACAGCCAACAUGGUUUACUAUGUCGGGGAGGAUAACGCUGUCCUGCACCACAACCCGGCACUGGCGGCGACCGGCGUGGGACGGGAUGUCGGCCAGAGCUGGGAGAAAGCCAUCCGACAGGCGAUGAUGCCGGUCACACCCAAAGCCAGCGUCUGUGCCGGGCCCGGCCAGGGGAAGGACCACAAGGAACUGUCCAUCAGCAUAUCAGUGUCCAACUCCCAGAUACAAGAAAAUGUGGAUAUCAGCUCGGUGUAUCAGAUCUUUGCCGACGAGGUCCUCGGCUCCGGACAGUUUGGGAUCGUCUACGGAGGUAAACACAGAAAGACGGGCAGAGACGUGGCGAUCAAAAUCAUCGACAAGAUGAGGUUUCCCACCAAACAGGAGAGCCAGCUGAGGAACGAGGUGGCCAUCCUGCAGAACCUCCACCACCCGGGCAUCGUCAACCUGGAGUGCAUGUUCGAGACGCCUGAGCAGGUCUUCGUCAUCAUGGAGAAGCUUCACGGCGACAUGCUGGAGAUGAUUUUAUCGAGCGAGAAGAGCCGACUGCCCGAACGCCUCACCAAGUUCCUCGUCACACAGAUCCUCGUGGCGCUCAGACAUCUUCACUUCAAGAACAUCGUCCACUGCGAUCUGAAGCCUGAGAACGUUCUCCUGGCCUCAGCAGAACCGUUCCCUCAGGUGAAACUCUGCGACUUCGGCUUCGCUCGGAUCAUCGGCGAGAAGUCGUUCCGGCGCUCGGUGGUCGGGACUCCGGCUUAUCUGGCGCCCGAGGUGCUUCGCAGCAAAGGCUACAACCGAUCUCUGGACAUGUGGUCGGUCGGCGUCAUCAUCUACGUCAGCCUGAGCGGGACGUUUCCCUUCAACGAGGACGAGGACAUCAACGACCAGAUCCAGAACGCCGCCUUCAUGUACCCGCCCAACCCGUGGAAGGAGAUCUCAGAGGAGGCCACAGACCUCAUCAACAACCUGCUGCAGGUGAAGAUGAGGAAGCGUUACAGCGUGGACAAGUCGCUGAGCCACCCCUGGCUGCAGGAUUACCAGACCUGGCUGGACCUCAGGGAGUUCGAGACCCGGCGCGGCGAGCGCUACAUCACCCACGAGAGCGACGACGCCCGCUGGGAGGAGCACGCCGACGAGCGAGGCCUGCACUACCCCAAACACUUCAUCAUGUCUCCCAACCUGGACGACAUGGAGGAGGACCCCUAAGAGCCCCCCCCCCCCAUCGCGGAGGGUUAACAUUCCCUCGGAAAGGAAAGCAGCGUAAUCCCUCGACGGCUGUCACCGUGGAAACUGUCACCAUGGAGACCGUGAAAACGCGUCCACGCGUCGGCGGGACACGGCGGUCAGUCGGGUCAGCUGUUUGAGGCUCACUGCGGCGAUAAUUCAGGUCCAGAACAUUUUAAAAUUUCAACACAUCUUAAACUUUUAUUCCUCUUUUUUUUUUUUGACGUUGACUCUCUUUUUCUUUUGACGUUGACUCUCACGCGAGUCAACGUCAACGUCUGCAACCGCCAACCGAGCCGCAGAAGGGCUAACGAAGAGAAUCGACACUUUUUCAGCUCACAUAGAAUAUUUUUAUGACGUUGUCGUUGUUACGUUUUAGAUCUGACGUGAACUGGAACUCUUGAUUAUGUCUGAUGAUGAUGAUGAUGAUGAUGUUCUUUCAUUCCCUCGUCGGGAUGUCUUUGCACUAUUGGGAACUCUUUGAAAUUUCACUGAUGACUUUUGGUUUGUUCGUCUGCAAAAGUUCUAAAAAACAAAAAACUUUAUCUGUCCUGAGGAUGGCACCAACGUUAAAGUGGUUUAUCUUCUGACUUAGCUCGUCAAAUUUUAGAUUUGACUUUUCAGGUAACGUUAACACAACACAGGACAGUUCUGGUAUUUUUCAACGUCGGUCUUAGUUGUAGCUGUUUUAGUUAACGUUGCACUCAAAGAUUUGGGAAACACGACUGGAAACAGAAAAACCAAACAUAUCAUCAGGUCCAGCAGCGUAGUGAUCUACAUACAGGACGGUUACACGUGUCUUUUGUUACAUUUCGUCCUCUGAAGAUCAAAUAAUUCAUCUCAUCCGACUAAAAAUCCAGAUGUAAGACUCAGGACUCAUCAAACUUUGGGCUGCCGAGACUUUUGCAGAGGAACAAACUUUUAAAAAGUUAUUCUCAGCGAUUUUCUGAAACUUUGGAUGAAGACGAGCUGGGAAUUGAGCUGCUAUUGUCUUUCUGUGGAAACCUGCCUGAGAAAAGAAAAAAAACAAAAAACUUGUUUGACUCGUCGUUGAUCCUGAUCCGACUCCAGCCUGAGAAUUUAUUUCACAUGUUUUAUAUUUUUGCAAGAAAUGUCAUGUCAUGUGAUUUUAUGAUGGAAAAUAUUAAAGCUGAAUAAGUUUA